Magnusiomyces paraingens is the source of this 1257-nucleotide messenger RNA. RefSeq lists its product as uncharacterized. The record is from RefSeq and is a predicted model, not a curated record. Bases 1 to 1257 code for a protein of 418 amino acids. The transcript has a single exon. NCBI's taxonomy places the organism in Eukaryota, Fungi, Ascomycota, Dipodascomycetes, Dipodascales, Dipodascaceae. Gene Ontology annotation, molecular function: protein binding.
AUGGAUGAAGUUCGAGAUAUUUUACCAUCAAAAGGCCAAACCAGAUUAUAUUUAUUCCAACAUAGGAUUCCGCAUUCCUACCAAACUGUUUUAAAAUCAUAUGCCGCAUGUUUAGGAUCAAAUGAUGCUCCACUACCUAAAGGUAUUAAGGGGAGUGAUUUAGUUAAGUUGAAAAAUGUGCUUGAAACACAUAGAAAACGAACAGGUUCUAUUGUUAAAUCUGCUUUAAGGUUGGAAGCAAACUUAAUUGAACGAGCAGCAGAAUUAGGUGAUAAUACAGCUAUAGCACUACUUUGUGGCCGAACACUUUUGACACCAUUAAAGGAAAAUAUUAGCGAAGAAGAACGGAAACAAGAAGAGGAUGACCGGUUACAUGCUGUCAAAUUGUUAGAUGAAUUGUCUCAAGAGCAUGAUUUUGGCCUUGCCUAUAAGAUCAAGGGCGAUGUAGCUUACAAGCAUGGUUCUGUUACCAAAGCAGAAAGUCUUUAUCAAGCUUGUAUUGACAGUUUGCCUGCCACUGGAUCGAGAGAUAGUGACAGUAAUACUGCUACACUUAGGGUGGAAUGCCUAAGAAAUAUAGGUAUUAUCCGAUUUCGCGACUUUGAUAUUGAGACAUCUAGAACUUAUUUUGAGCUUGCCGUAUUAGAGGCCGAAAAUAAUGAAGUUGGUAAUCCAGUGCAAGCCAUGGACUGUCAUUAUUAUUUAGGACAAAUCAUGUCAGAAAGUGACAAGCAACGCGCACGGUACCAUUUGGAACAGGCGGCAAGGCAAGGAUUGAAAGAAUCUUUUGCACCACUUGGGUUUUUACUUUUAAACUAUUUUAGCCGAAGUGAUUUGGCUCAAGAGUGGUUUGACCUUGGUGCAGAUAUUGGCGAAGUGACUUCAUUAAUCGGUCAGUUCGAUGUUGCAAUGCUACAAGAAAAUUACGAGCAAGCUGAAAAAUCUUUAGAAAAGAUCAAAAAGAAUGUUCUGGCUAGUGAUCCCAAUAGUGUUGAAAAUCAGCAAACCCCAGCAGAAUUGUUGAAUCAAAUCUUAAAAACCAGGAGCGAUGCGAUUGAAAAACUUGAAAAAACUAGGCCACCCAGUGUUGAAAUUGCUAAAGAAACCGUGUCAGAGACUACAGUUACAGCUGGCGAAUCGGAAAACACGCCAGAUGUGGAUUCAAAAUCUAUCGAAAAUGGAAAAACUCAAAAAGAAGAAGUCGCACAAUCUUCUAAUUACAAUGAACUUAAAAAUACUAGUCGAUGGGAUUUUUAA